AUGAGACCUAUUUUGCUUGCGGGCCAUGAACGGUCCCUCAACCAGAUCAAAUUCAACCGCGACGGCGAUCUUCUAUUCUCGGUAGCCAAAGACAAGAUUGUGUGCGCUUGGUGGUCAGCCAACGGUGAACGACUUGGUACCUACGCCGGACAUCUCGGUGCUAUCUGGACUGUCGAUGUCAGCCCCAACACUAUUCUCCUCGCGACCGGCUCUGCAGACAACUCCGUGCGCUUAUGGAACGUUAAGACUGGCGAGUGCGUGAAGGUGUGGGAGUUCCCUACAGCCGUUAAGCGGGUCGAAUUCACUCCGGAUGGAAGCAAACUUCUGGCCGUGACGGAGAAGCGUAUGGGUUUUCUGGGUACGAUCAAUGUGCUGGAUAUCAACUACGACGAUGAUUUCACGAACCAGGCCGAAGAGCCCAGCCUGAAGAUUACCUGCACAGAGAGCAAGGCCACAGUUGCCGGGUGGAGUUAUCUGGCCAAGUACAUCAUCGCUGGUCACGAAGAUGGAAGUGUCAGCCAGUACGAUGGAAAGACCGGUGAGCAGCUGGAAAACGUCCAGGCCCACGAGUUCGACCACCAGAUCAACGAUCUCCAAUUCUCCCCCGACCGCACCUACUUCCUCACUGCCUCCAAGGACAAGUCCGCCAAGCUCAUGUCCGCCCGUAACCUCGCCAUCAUGAAGACCUACGUCGCCGACACACCACUGAACAGCGCCGCCAUCACACCCAAGAAAGAUUACGUGAUUCUAGGAGGUGGUCAAGCCGCCAUGGAUGUCACGACAACAUCCGCCCGCCAGGGUAAAUUCGAGGCUCGCUUCUACCACAAGGUUUUCGAGGACGAGAUCGGCCGUGUCAGGGGUCACUUCGGCCCUCUCAACACUAUCCACGUCCACCCCGCCGGCACCGCCUACGCCUCAGGCGGAGAGGACGGUUACGUCCGUGUGCACCACUUCGACAAGCCCUACUUUGACUUUAUGUACGAGGUCGAGAGGGAGCAACUGAGACGGUGA
This is a messenger RNA of Aspergillus calidoustus, 1011 nucleotides long. NCBI's taxonomy places the organism in Eukaryota, Fungi, Ascomycota, Eurotiomycetes, Eurotiales, Aspergillaceae. The record is from the annotation of a GenBank genome assembly.